AUGCAGAAAUACUGCCAGACCCUUGGUGCCCAGAACCCUGUUCUAGGCAGCAAACUGAAGCAGGUCAUCGACAAGUGGGAGAAACUAUGGGAAAACUCUAAACUCUAUGUAGACAGACUACAGUCAUGCAAAGGAAUUAUUCACUGUACAACAGAGGCUGGGCGUAUUGUUGAUAAAUGUGAGAGAGUCCUCAUCUCACAAGACAACAUGGCCAGUGAUGCUGACUCACUGAAACACUCACAAGCUGAACUGCAGGAGUUAGAGUAUAAGCUACAACAGAACCAGGCUAUUAUCGAAGAUCUUAACAAGCACACAGUGAGUGUGACCCAGCUAGUUGCUCAAAGUCGACCAGGUGUCCAGAGUCACCCUGACCUAGAGAAACUUCAAAAGGAUGUUAAUGAUAUAACAUCAAGAUCACAGAGUAUUGAAUCUGCCCAAGAUCUGUUGUUGACUUACCAGAGCUGUGUCAACAAAGAGCAGAAGUGGGUUGAGCAGACGGAGGUCAAAGUGACCACUCAACCACCUCUAGCAGACGAUGCAGCCACCCUACGCAGACAGAUUGAGCCAGUUAAGAAACUCUACCAGUCCCUUGAGAGUAAGAAAUAUGACAUUGAAGCUGUCAACAAACAUGGUGCUAACUACAUAAGAGAAAGCUAA
Owenia fusiformis is the source of this 657-nucleotide messenger RNA. NCBI's taxonomy places the organism in Eukaryota, Metazoa, Annelida, Polychaeta, Sabellida, Oweniidae. The record is from the annotation of a GenBank genome assembly.